AUGGACGAUAGGAUACUAAGAUUCAUCCAGGAGAAUCCUAGCCAUACCUUAUACCGCCACCGGCCUUUGGAAACAGUCCAUUCUUUCCGUCUAAUCGAGAUCCUCCCAGGAACUGCCGACGCGGAAGUUGCGGUCAAAGUCGACAACCAUUGUCUCAACAAUGCACCUCCUUACUCAGCCUUGAGCUACACCUGGGGAGAGGAGACUGGGAUCGUUUACAUCUCAUGUAACGGCUCCGAUCUCCCAGUCACCGAGACAUUGGCGAACGUCCUUCGGCUUUUCCGAUCGUCAGAUAGGUCAGAGGUCUUCUGGAUUGACCAGUGCUGUAUUGACCAGUCGAAUACUCAGGAAAGGUCCAGACAAGUCAAUUUGAUGUAUAGCAUAUAUUCUUCCGCGCAGACGAUUGAGGCCUGGCUGGGGGCUGAUUCUUCGAAACUAGGUCCAACCUUGCGAACGCUCUUGAUGCAGAUCGACUGUGCGAUAGACUCCAUUGCAACUAUUGGUGUGGAACAUCUGGCCGCAGGUAGCAAAAUCUCUGUCACUGCGGAGGAAGAUUCGAUUCCUGGAACUAAGCCGAUAUACGACCUAACUAAAGCCAUCCCCACGUUCUCUGGAGAGGAGUUUCUCAAAUGCCAUGGCCUUCCCCUUGCAGAUUCCUCCGACUGGAAGUCUUUAUGGGAGUGUUUGACAUCCAGAUACUUUUCGAGAGUGUGGACGAUCCAAGAACUCCACGCAGCUGGAGUUGCUCGAUUGCGCUGGGGUCAAUCUGAAUUAGAGUGGCCGCUCUUGUACAAUGCCAUCCGAUUCUGUGAGACUUACUUUGUUCACCCAGACCUAGUCGCCAAGCCACCCAAUGAAUGGCACAUAUUGGUAGCUCCGUUUAUCAAGGAGAAGGAAGGACCACGCAGUACAUUACUCCGAUACCUCUUGGAUUCGACUGUUCACAAGUGCGCUGAUAAGAGAGACAAAAUAUUCGGCCUUGUCGGUGUUUGUUCUACGAUCGGCGUCUCUAACGAACACUUCAUCCAGGACACCCACAAAGUUGAUGCCUCAGAGAGGCUUCAGGCCGACUACAAUCUCACAUGGCAGGAGGUUAUGCGAGAUACCUGCAGAGCGAUCUGUUACGCAAGCACAACCCUUGAGAUUCUCUGCUACGUCAGCCAUAAUUCCCUACCGCCAACCAACGGCCUGCCAUCAUGGAGCCUUUCGCCCGAUAGAGAAAAUUCCAUUCCAGAGGUGGACGCUGGGUUCUUCUCUUCCAAUUUAGUAGCUUGCGGACAAUCGCUUCCACGGCUUGGGAAUCUGCUCGACGACGGCCCAGAGAUCCUCAGAGCAAGAGGAAUAAGGGUGGAUCGGGUCCUCGCCGUGACCGAACCAAUUCCCCUUGGAUAUCAGGAAUCAAUGCAGAUAUACCUUCCAAGUGCUGAGAGAUUCGAGGAUGCUUGGAUGCUGAUGAAAUCAUCACUCAUAAACCCAGAGCAAGAUCCGGAAGACCUCGAUCCAGUGGCUGUAUUGGCUAGUCGCGUUCCGGACUUCAUCGAAACCAUAUGUUGCAGCUCUCGUGAACGGAUGACUUCGGACGAUAUCCGCGAGGAAACAGUCUAUUUGUACGCUGCUUACCAACUUGAGAGCGCGCUUGCUCGGGUGCGAGAUUAUUGCAGGCAGCCAACGGAUUCACCCCUGAGCAACGAAUUGUUCUUCCCCGAAUCAGGUGUUUUUGCAGCCACGUGUGCCGUUUAUCUUGACGCUGUUUCCCAUGAUCCAGAUGUGAUCAGAGACACAAUGGGCACACAUGUUGCGGCGGAAGUAGACCAAUGUCGGAAGCUUGUUGAUAACAUCUUCGCAACCUCGGCGGCCGACGAGAAAAGCGCAAUGUUACAGUCUCUCGUAUUUGGGCUCUGUGUGGUCCGACAGAAGAACGUGGAUUGGAGGCAAUUUGGUGACAAGUGCUGGGACGGGAAGGAGAGAAGCUUUUUCACUACAGAAGGAGGUCGCAUUGGGCGAGGGGCCAAACUAUUGCAACCAGGAGAUGACAUCCAUGUCCUUUAUGGAGGACCUGCGCCGUUCGUGAGUCGUUCCAGGGAAGACGACGCUAGAUGGCUUAUUGGGGCUUGCUACUUGCACGGAAUGAUGGAAGGAGAGGCAAUAGACGAGAUGUCCGAUCUCGGUCUUGUUGAGGAGGAUUUGGUAUUAGCGUAG
Messenger RNA from Cyphellophora europaea CBS 101466, 2199 nucleotides. RefSeq lists its product as uncharacterized. The transcript has a single exon. NCBI's taxonomy places the organism in Eukaryota, Fungi, Ascomycota, Eurotiomycetes, Chaetothyriales, Cyphellophoraceae. The coding region runs from base 1 to 2199 and encodes 732 amino acids. The record is from RefSeq and is a predicted model, not a curated record.